CCUUGAUUCAGGGUCAUUUGCCAGAGGAGCUUUUUCUUGUGCUGUUUUUUUUUUCUUCUUUUCUUUUCUUUGAAUUUAUACUUCCUCUGCUGCCUUUGGGGAGGUGUAAAACAAGCCGACUCAGAGAGGAGUCAGAGACAUGUGUGAGGCAGACACUCUCUCAAGAGCUGUGCCGUGUGUUCAGUCUCCCGUGCUGACUGCGGCUCUAACAGCUGUUAGAUGAUAAUGGGACAUCAUUUGAUUUGAUUAUGGAGCGGCGGACACAUCAUAGAGCACACCUGAAAUGGAACAUUGAGAGACCGCCGCAGAUUCACGAGAAAGUUCUGGCCGGAUGGAGAGCGUGUCUUCUGGAGGUGUUUCCCUGCCACAACUUCCCAAGACCAUAGAUAAAAAGUCUCUUUCACGAACAUGAGUUGGAGCUUUCUCACUCGUCUUCUGGAGGAAAUCCACAACCACUCCACAUUUGUGGGGAAAGUGUGGCUGACUGUGUUAAUAAUUUUCCGCAUCGUUCUGACGGCAGUGGGAGGUGAGUCGAUAUACUCGGACGAGCAGACAAAGUUCACCUGCAACACCAAGCAGCCUGGCUGUGACAAUGUAUGCUACGAUUCCUUCGCCCCACUCUCACAUGUCCGGUUCUGGGUGUUCCAGAUAAUAAUGAUAUCCACCCCUUCUGUCAUGUACCUGGGUUAUGCCAUCCAUAAGAUUGCGCGUUCCUCGGAGGAGGAACGGCACAAGCACCAGAGACAUCAGAAGAGGAGUUGCCACAGCCGGUGGAGAGAUGGACAAGCAGAGGUUUUAGAGGAGGAUGAUGAUGAUGCAGAGCCAAUGCUCUAUGAAGAAGACACCCUGGAUGCACAGGAGGUCAAACCAGAGACAGACAAGAGCAAAAAGCAAGAUCUCGUGAAGCAUGAUGGCCGACGCAGAAUCAUGCAAGAAGGGUUGAUGAGGAUGUAUGUGCUUCAGCUUUUAUCCCGUGCCAUCUUUGAGGUAGGAUUCCUCACCGGUCAGUAUCUCCUUUACGGCUUCCGUGUGAACCCCUCGUACGUCUGCAACAAGAUCCCAUGUCCACAUCGAGUAGACUGCUUUGUUUCAAGACCCACAGAGAAGACCAUCUUUUUGCUCAUUAUGUAUGUUGUUAGCUGUCUUUGUCUACUGCUUAAUGUUUGUGAGAUGUUCCACUUGGGAAUUGGUGCUUUUCGCGACACCCUUCGUAAGCGUCGAAGCCAAGGCAGACAACCUUCCUAUGGCUAUCCUUACUCCAGGAACAUUCCAGCUUCUCCACCAGGGUACAACCUAGUGAUCAAAGCAGACAAACCAGGUUGCAUUCCCAACAGCAUCCUAUCACAUAACCAGAACUUGUCCAGUGUGGUUCUGGAGCGACACUGCACAAGUCCCGAUGAGAACAUUCCAUCUGACCUGGCUAGCUUGCACCACCAUUUACAGGUAGCUCAAGAACAACUGGACAUGGCUUUUCAGACAUACAGAAAACAAAAUGCUCAGACUUCUAGAACCAGCAGCCCUGUGUCUGGUGGCACAAUAAUGGAGCAGAACCGGGUCAACACAGCCCAGGAGAAACAGGGUGCACGACCUAAAUCCAGCACAGAGAGGGCUGGGACAAUAGUAAAAAAUGGAAAAACAUCUGUGUGGAUUUAGAUCUUAAUUGUUAAAUUGUGACUUGACUACUCACACAGUAAGUUGACCAUCAGCUUCAACUUACUGUUACGGAUCAUUUGGUCAGAAAACACUGUCCCUGCCAAACCAAGCUACUGUUAGUGAGGGCAUGGUUGAACACCAUGUCACCAAUGAUCCGAUGAACAUUUAACAAAAAUCAACAUUAAAUAUACCUGUCUAGAUUUUCUUAGGGGUAGUAUUCAUUUCUGAAAAUGAGAACUUUCUUCUGAUUGCUUUACUUGUGCUAACCCAUCCUCAGAACAGUUCUUAAUGUGCUUCUAGUUAUAUUAUAGUAAGUGUUAUGUUUCUCUAAAUUCCAGCGCAUGCAAGUGUAUUGACCAUAUUGGAAGUCUGUUAAACAAUUUUGACAUUCAUGGAUCACUGAUUUCAUUUAACUUUAUAGAAACAACCCCUAUGCAACUACUCUAUUUAAACCAAACAAGGAGGGAACUGAGAAGCUACAGUACCUUGACCCUAAAAAUAAAAUCCAUUGAAAAAAUGAUAUUAUCCCCACCUUUCUGUUUGACAUUCAGUUCUUAAUGAUUAUGUUUAGUGCCAAGGAGCAAUUCAUUACAGUACAUUUAUUGAGUUUGUUGGGGUGGUCUUAAUCAAUCUCAUUCAAUGUUUAUGAAAAUGUUUUGAUGAUGUAUUAAUUUAUGUUUCUCUGAUGUGGAACAGCUAGGGUUAGGAGUUAGGGUUAACCCUAACACUCUAAACAGCCUAACCCCCUGUUGUUUUUGGCAGUUGGCUUGUUGAAUGUUGCCACAUUUUUUCAAAAGUGAUGGCAGCUUUUGUGGCUCUGCUGCACCUUGUGCUCUCCAAAAUUAUCUAAAAUCACAAGUUCUACAUUUGUUUGAGAGCUUGUUGUAAGGUACACAUACAUAAAGAUGGCAGUUAUAAUUUCAAGGUAGUCCUUAAAGACCUCUUAUUUCUCUUGGCACCUUCCCUAUCUUUGGCUCUGUUCCAAAUCCUAAAGAGAUCCCCACAUGGACAACAAUGUAUCAUUGGCAGGGCCAUCGUCAGGGGGGGCAACUGGGAAAGUUGUCCUUGGACCAGUCACAAGGAGACCCCACUAAGGUCCUCUGUGGUCAGAUCUGGUAUGAUAUCAGAUUUGUUCAUCAAAUUUGUUAUACCUCUAUGUUAUGAUAUCAGAAUUUUGAAUUCAUUAUUGAAAUGCACUGUAUAAACUGAAUUACGUUAGUGAACUGAAUUUACCAACUCUAAUGCCGUGCUUACUAGUUAAGAUGUGAGACUUUUAAAAGAUUUGCUUAAAGCUUUCAUACUCGCCAGGACAAGGAGGGAUAGCAAAACUAGAGUCUAAUAAUGACAUGGCCCUUGGGAAACUUUUUAGUUUCUGCUUAGGUAGUGCGGUUCCAGUUCAGAUAGGAUACUGUCCAUUGUGUAGAGUGAGGCAGCUCAUUAAGUUUUUUACUUUUUCAAUCCCCAAUUUCUUCAUUUUGAAUAAAUAGCAAUAGUAAUGUGCUUUUAGAGCUUCCUGUUUUGAAAUUGGAAGUUUUUAUUCUGAUUUUUUGCAUGAGAAGUGGUGUUCUAACUAGAAUCAGACAUUGGGCCCUACUUUAAGAGCGUUAGCGCUAAGCCCAGAACUAUGCGAUUCAUCAUAAGCACAAAGUUAAUGGGCGUGGCCAUGAAGUUUUGGUAUUUUGAUGCAAGCAGGCUCAUAGUCUGGGUGCAAGUGGGUUUGGUGAAAUUGUGUGAGCAAAGUGCUAAUGGGCUGGGUCAAGUGCAAUUUAAUUCUGAGAAAACAUAUCUAUGAAAAACUUACACCAAAAAUAUUUCCUAAAAAUAUUUUGAAUAUUUCUAUAUUUCUUAAUUUUUUUUUUUUAUUAAAACAAAAAGUGGUAAAAAAUAAAUAAAUAAAAAUAAACAAUACAUUUGAAUAUAAUCAGCUACCCAAAUCCAAAAAGUUUACCCUCUCCAACUUCUUCCACCAGCCUCUUUUGCAGUGACUUAAAAAUCACUCUACGACAACAAGUGGAAAAAUAUUGAUGCAAAUUAGAUCAUAAAUACAACUGCAAAAAUAAACAUAAUAAUAAUAAUAAUAAUUGAAAAAUAAAUCAUGAUCUCUAGAAGUUUAACUCAAAUCUCAUUUUUUUUUUUUUUUUUCAUAAAACGGCUACAAUAGUGAUUGUCAGGGACAUUAUUUGAUGUUCACUAUACUUUCAGAGUUUGGAUAUUAACUUUAUUACCGCCUGCAGGUGGAAUCUCCAAACUGCAAAUGCAGGAACUGAUUUCAGACUUUGUGCUGAGAAUAGUGGUGCUUCUCAAACGUCUUAGUGCAAUGACUUAUUUCUCAGGAAAAUAGCAAAUUGUGCUUUGCGCCACUUCAUUAACAUACAAUACACCCACAGUUUGCGCACAUACAGAUUUCACAUUCUCCAAAGAUGGAUAUAGUUUUCAGGUUCUUGUUUUCUUAUCAAAGUGGGUUAUGUUGAUUAAAUUAUACAAUUAUUGAAUAAAAAUACAUUAGCCAGAAUGUUAGCAUGAGACAGGGCAGGUGAGGGCCAUUUCAUCACUGCACACCUUGUUUAGGAGUAGGGUUUGGUUGCUUCAUUUUAGUAUAAGGUGCAAUGGCUACUGUUUGAGCACUUUUUCUGGGAAUGGUAAAUAUGGCUUAACUUUAUUUUCUAUUGAUUUUCAAGACCAUAAUGUAUACAUUUUAUCUCUGAGCUGUCUUGAGUAACUUGUAUACUGGUUAUAUAAGGAUUUAUUGUAUUAUGAUAUCAAGCAGCUGAAACUGUCAAAAUACUAAAGAAAACAAAUGUUAUCACAAAUGAGGUUUUGAAGGCUAUGCAAUAUUUAUUACAGGUAGAAAAGAAAAUGUUUUGAAGACUAAGCUGUAUAUGUUUUUAAAAUACAUUUUAUAAUUACUCUUCCAAACUGUGCCUUUACUAAUUAAGACUGUAAUUAUAAUGGGUUGUUUAUGAUUAAGAUUAAUAAUAAAUUAACUGUAGGAUUACAUUA
Molecule: messenger RNA, 4653 nt
Organism: Myxocyprinus asiaticus (Chinese sucker)
Lineage: Eukaryota; Metazoa; Chordata; Actinopteri; Cypriniformes; Catostomidae
Product: gap junction gamma-1 protein-like
Exons: 2
Coding region: 409-1653 (414 amino acids)
Biological process (GO): cell communication
Cellular component (GO): connexin complex
Source: RefSeq, a predicted model, not a curated record